This is a messenger RNA of Osmia lignaria (orchard mason bee), 2934 nucleotides long. RefSeq lists its product as uncharacterized. Gene Ontology annotation, cellular component: microtubule organizing center. The record is from RefSeq and is a predicted model, not a curated record. NCBI's taxonomy places the organism in Eukaryota, Metazoa, Arthropoda, Insecta, Hymenoptera, Megachilidae. Gene Ontology annotation, biological process: microtubule organizing center organization; mitotic spindle organization; protein localization to centrosome.
AUGUAUCGAAUUUGUAACGAUGAAAAUGAGUUUGAACCAAGAAUUACACCAAAACCUGCACCAAAACUUGAUUGUUUUACAGUACCAUCGGUUCCAGAAGUUUCUUUGAUAUUUGAUAAACCUAUAGGCUAUAAAACUAUACAACAUGUAGAUUUCCAUUCACCUUCUGUAGAAUGUAAAACUUUAACACAGAAGAACAGUAAUUCAUAUUCUUCAAAUAACAAUGGAUCCUAUGCAGCAUGGAAGCAACAUAAUUAUUCUUGCAAGCCUUAUAAUAAUACUGACAGUAUAAAUUCUCAAAACAUACAAUCCAGUCAAAAUUAUGUUCCACAAUCUUAUUCGACAAAAAAUACCACCACAGAAAGUCCAAAAGAAUCUAUACGAAACAAUCAUGGUUCAAGAAAAGAUACUUCUAAUUAUAAAAGUUUUGAUGAAAAAGAAACUAAUACAAGAAGAGAUGGUAAUUCUUAUGAACAUAGCUAUCAAGUGUGUGAAAAUAAUACAGCACCUAUUAAAAGAAAUAGCAUAACAACUCAAUACAGCAAUAUAAUGGAACAGUGUGAUCGUAUGUCACCUCCAUCGCAUGCUGUUAGAACUUGUACAGAUACUGACAAUUAUGUUUUUAGUAAAAAGGAAUGUUUCCCAUUAUUAUAUGAAAAACAACUAAUAACUAAUAAUUCAACUAAGCAAGUAUCAUUUAAUGAUUCAGUCAAUGAAUCAAAAAUACAAAAUUCACAUAUUAAUCCUAAUACUCUGAAAAGAAGUGAAUAUCCAUUACCACACUAUUUAGGACAACAAUAUCCUUAUUUUAAUAUGAACACUUAUCCUUUUCCUCAAUUUCAUCCUUAUUCUACUCAUAAUACAGAUACCCAAGAAACAGUAAAGAACUUAUUACAUAUUAUAAACAGUCAAAAUGAUCAAAUUAAAUCAUUACAAACACAAGUGGAUAGAUUAUUGAAAAUGCAAGAAGAAAAUUUAAAAGAAAGGAAAAAAUGUUCUUGUUCAUACCCAGUACAGCAACACAAUAAUCAAUUCCUUGCAAAUUCUAAUGAUACUAAUCAUAUUAAGGUACCAAGAAGCACAAAAAGAAGUGUAUGUCAAAGUGAACUCUCCAAAGAUAGAAGAAAAGAAAAUUGUAAUGAAAAUGGAAAUGAAAAUAUAAAUCAAAGUGAAUUAAUAUUGACAGAAACACAAGCAAAGAAGACAUUUAUGGAACAAAAAGUUUCUAUAGGUGUAAUGACAAGUUUUGAGUUCACUGUACAAAAUAGCCCGUUUACAGUAGAUAUUGAUGAUUGUGAAAAACAAGAUAGUCAGCAGAAGAAAGAGAAUUUAAAGCUAUGUAAUAGUGUUGGUGUUCGUGAUAAUAAUGAAUCUUUAAGAAGAUACAAGAACUCUUUUACUCGAAUGCCAAGUGGACAAUUAGAAAAUAUAGUUGAAGAUUCUGAAAGUUAUAUGUCAUCUAGUCAACAACAAAGUAGUAAUUUAAAUGCAAGUACUUCUACAAGAGAUUUAGAGAGACAGAUUUAUAUAGAUGUACAAAAAGAAACAGAUGCUCUUAGAUCUGAGUCCCCCAAAUUGUGUAGAGGCAUCACUACAAAUUUAAAUCAAACUAUGGAUAGUAUACAAAAAAAUGUAGGAAAAACUUGUACGGAAGAAAUAAGAAAUUACGAAAUUAUAAAAACACCGGCAGUACAAAAAAAUACUGUAAAUGCAGAACAUAAUGUUUUAGAAAAUAAAAAUGGUGAAACAAACACUCCUACAAAUCGUUAUAGAAAGCUACAAAUAAGAAAGGAUAAUGAUUCUGCAAAAGCAUGCAAAUCAGUAAAUAGUUCUGAUAGUUACAGAGACUAUAGAAAGGAAGGACAAAUUUCUGUCAUUAAAGGUGUUAAUUGUAUUGAAGAUAGCUUGAUUUUAAAUGGCGGUGAUUUAAAAAUAAAUGAAAGGCCACCACCCACUCCAGAACCUAGUAUACAUGUAGACAUGAACGAAUACUCUAGUGAUGAUGAUAGUGAAAAAGUGAAACGCAGUUCAAAAGUGGGCUGGACCUUUUAUAAUAAUGUUCUGGGACAAGUAAAUCAGUUGUUACAGAACUCAUGUGUUAUAGAUGACCAACAACAAAAUCAAACAAAAGUAAAUCAGAAUGAACGAAAUGAGACUGAAAAUAAAACAUUAGAUACUGUAAAAAAUGCCACAUUGGAACAACUUAAAAAACUUGGGAUUAGUUUGAAUGAAAAUCAAGAAGUUAAAGAAUUGAACAGUAGUAACAAGAUGGCAUUUGACUUAUCAUUUUAUCCACGUUUGGAUUAUCAAGCAAAUAUGACACAAGCUACAAGUGCUGUAAAUGAAACAAAUACAAGUAUGCAUAUGAAAGCAUUGGCUUUAAAAUAUUUAACGGAUGAACAACUUGCUGAAUUAGCAGUACAAAAGCAAGGCUCAACAUCUCUAAAACAUAUUAUGGUUAGCAAUAUGCAAGGCACAAAUAUGUCAUUUGCUACAAUGCGUUAUUUAGAAAGAUAUCAAUUGCUUCCAGGAAAAAACAGUGUUCAAGCAGAAGAUAUUAAUAAAGUACCAGUUGAAACAUCUUUAAAAAAUGACUUUAAAAAACUUCCAAGUUCAAAAAAUAGCCCUAAAAUAUUACAACGGUUUCCUUUUAAUCAAACGCCUAAAACAUCUUGUCCCAGUAAAAUUUUAGACAUUUCAACUUUAAAACAGCAGCCUAAGCUUUUAUAAACCUUAAUUACUGAUUGUUACUUAAAAUUUUUACUAAGUCUGCUAAUUAUGCUUAUCACCCACCACAAGCAUUUGACAGAUUAAAGAAUUAAGAAUAAAUCUAUAUUCAGUAAGAUAUAUAUAUAUAUAUACACACACACACACCCAUUAUAUUGUACAUUAUUUACUUUAUAUAAAUUAAAUAAAGGUUAAUUUUGAAAUCAA